Molecule: messenger RNA, 2364 nt
Organism: Cynoglossus semilaevis (tongue sole)
Lineage: Eukaryota; Metazoa; Chordata; Actinopteri; Pleuronectiformes; Cynoglossidae
Gene: loxl5a
Product: lysyl oxidase-like 5a
Exons: 7
Coding region: 414-1982 (522 amino acids)
Biological process (GO): peptidyl-lysine oxidation; collagen fibril organization
Molecular function (GO): copper ion binding; protein-lysine 6-oxidase activity
Source: RefSeq, a predicted model, not a curated record
UGUAAGUAAAAAACACGGCACCUUUCACCUGCAGGACUGUCACCGCCAAAGUGUCAAUAAUGAUCAGUAUAAAGUCCAUGAUAAUUAUUGGGAUUAUUUGUUUGAACAACCCUGUGCGCCACGACAAACGGCGAACUUAUUUAAAUGUACUUUCUUGUGAGUUUUUCAAUAAGAGGGUGUUGAUAAAUAGCCCCCUGUUCUGUGACCUGUGACAGGAGAGAGUGAGCACAGCUCCGGGGCGUGGAUGGGUGUGGAUGUACCAACACCACAGAGAGAACAGAGAACUCUCUCUGACAAAACUCUCCGUGAUGAUGCUGCCCUCAUCUGUGUGACAACAAGUGUCAAACUCACCAUUUCCUCGUUAAUGUCUCGGCGCUGGAAACCUUCAGCCGGAGGCAACAUCGACCUGGAUCAUGGGGCAACUUACCUUUCUCGUGAUCUUCCUUCUUGAUGCCCUGGUGCGUUUAGGUGCCGCUCAGCACCUUUUACGCGAACGCGUCGGACCGUGGAGACACCGGAUACAGUGGGAAAACAACGGUAAUCGGUUCAGCCUUCUCAGCACUGGGACUCAGUAUCGACCGUCUUCCCAGGCUAGAAGAAGAACCCAACUGUUACCAACCUCAACAAACAGUUAUACCAACAGAGCCGGUGUUCUGGUGGCACCAAGUAGAAUCACCAGAACCAGGUUAGCAGACACCCAGGACCAUUCUCUGCAGAGUGACGCGUCUGUUCUGGGUACGGAUGGAGAUCAGUACUUACUGCUCUCUGGACGUCCAGGGACACUCGGUCGGGCUCCACCGCGGGUGGCGUCUACUGGAGACUUCGUGACUUUUGAACAUCGUUCACAACGGACUACGUCAAACGGCAGCGCCGCGGUCAUACCGGACUUUUCGGGCAGUGGAGUACCACAUGGUGGUCGCAGUACAGCUGAAGAUAACGCCGCAGCGCCGCGGAUCAGACAAUCCGACUUAACUCACAGCCGUGGGAGCUGGAUGAGACCCGAGAGGUCCGAAUUAAUUGCCAGAUCAUCUGUGUCCGUGCCUGGGACUGAUGUCAGUGGGAACGACCGCCGCAUCCCUGAGCACAGUAACGUGGAUGAUGCUCUCAGUCCAACAGAGGAGGCACACGUUUCCCCUGCGGGAUCUUACGACAACGCGUUAGACAUAGAAGUCCACUUUCCUCGUUCAGGUCCGGGUCCGGGUCCGGAUCAGUCAAGAAACAUGGGAGACCCAAGCGAUCCACACAGUAUUUACCACAGAAACUCGGUUUUCUAUAACGUUUACCCUCCGGACCUGAGAAACAGGAACUCUGAGCGUCCUUCACCAGGGACAGGCUACGGAACCAGAUUCUUCCACAAUGGUCUCCCGGACCUUGUUCCAGAUCCUUACUACAUCCAGGCCUCCUCCUACAUCCAAAGAAUGCAGAUGUUUGCACUGCGCUGCGCUGCUGAGGAAAACUGUCUGUCCAGGUCUGCGUAUCAACCGAGUGUGAGUGACCUGGACUACAGAGUCCUGCUGCGGUUCCCACAGCGGGUCAAGAACCAAGGAACGGCAGACUUCCUCCCAGUGAGGCCCAGACACGAGUGGGAAUGGCACAGCUGUCAUCAACACUACCACAGCAUGGAGGCCUUCAGUAACUACGACCUGCUGGACGCCUCCACUGAAGAGAAGGUCGCCGAGGGACACAAGGCUAGCUUCUGUCUGGAGGACACGUCAUGUGACCCGGGGGUUCGACGGCGGUUUGCCUGCACUACGCACACACAGGGUCUCAGUCCUGGAUGCUACGACACAUAUCACGCAAACAUUGACUGUCAGUGGAUCGACAUCACUGACGUUCCACCAGGAGACUACAUACUGAAGGUGACAGUGAACCCCUCUCAGCUGGUCCCAGAGUCGGACUAUUCCAACAAUGAGGUCCGCUGUGACAUCAGAUACACAGGAACCUACGUCCAGGCCAGGAACUGCAGGAUCACGCUGAGCUGACCUGAGUGAAGACGACGUUAGACAUGAAGAACGACCUAGAUUUACAUUUCAAUACAACGUUUGUAGAAACUUUAUUACUGUUUGUAUUUAUACAUAUUAAACGACCAAGACUAGAUAUUUCCUCUUUGUAGAAAUAUUAUUUAUCACUUGUUAUUUAUGGAAUGCAAAUCUUAUAAAGAUGUUUACGACACGAUGAACCAAAACAUCACACACAACACGUAUAAUUGUAAUAAAUCCUUAAAUCCAGGGUUUACCAUUUGUUAAGUUAAUGUGAUAUAUUUUAACGGUACCUACUUUCUCUCCUCUUCUUUUUCAAGUCAUAUUUAAUUCAUUAGCCGCUUUCUGUUUAUAUUACUGUGUCAAUAAAUAAAUUAAAACCUGA